Messenger RNA from Didymella exigua CBS 183.55, 1840 nucleotides. RefSeq names its product histidinol-phosphate aminotransferase. The transcript is spliced from 3 exons. The record is from RefSeq and is a predicted model, not a curated record. Bases 495 to 1784 code for a protein of 429 amino acids. Gene Ontology annotation, biological process: L-histidine biosynthetic process. Gene Ontology annotation, molecular function: L-histidinol-phosphate:2-oxoglutarate transaminase activity; pyridoxal phosphate binding. Lineage: Eukaryota; Fungi; Ascomycota; Dothideomycetes; Pleosporales; Didymellaceae.
AAGUGGAUGGACGAGUUCGUGUACCAAGCGGUCGUGGACCCCAGCGUGGUCAGCACGACCGUGAAGAAGGUGUUGGAGCAGAAGCCGAAGAUGCUCGAGCUUUGGGAUCCUAUGGGUGCUCUGGCUUGAGAAGAUAUAUUUGACUUUCCAGCGCAGCGUUUCUGUUCAGUGAAUUGAUGUUGCAUCCCUUCUUCCUUCUCUCGAUCGUUCCUGCCCGUGCGUGUCAGGUUUACCGUACCAAAAUACCUCACCGCAUCGACCAUUUGUCACUUCAUCAACAUCGUCAAGGCUUGACAUGCCUUUCCAAGCAAGUGCAUCAUAAAUCGACAUUGCGGUGAUAUCAAGUCCUUCGUGGAGUCAUCGUGGCGGCGGUGGUAAGAUGCUGGAGUCGUAAUGACUCCCGACAUCGCCGCAGCCCCGCGGUACUCAUUCAAAAAGUCCCGCCAGCACCUCUCGUCGACAUCAUAACGCGUCUGCACUCCCAUCCACUCGCAAUGGCACCCAAUAACACGGCAUUCGAUCUGCAGACAUGCGCACGACCCAACAUCCUCGCAUUGGAGCCGUACCGUUGUGCGCGCGAUGACUACAAGGAUGACGGUACAAACAUCCUCCUUGACGCCAAUGAGAAUGCAUACGGUCCUGGUCUGGCGCUGAAUGGAGAGGGAAAUCUUAAUGGCACAUGCGGCGCAUCAGCGCCAAUUGACAUAGACUUGCUUGGUCUCAAUCGCUACCCAGACCCCCACCAAGCAGAUCUCAAGCAGCUGCUUUGCAAUCUCCGUAACACCCACACCCACACAUCGAAGAACAUCGGCCCGGAGCACCUGUUCGUCGGUGUUGGCUCUGACGAAGCCAUCGACGCGCUCAUCCGCGCCUUCUGCGCCCCUGGCAAGGAUAAGAUCCUGACAUGCCCUCCCACGUACGGCAUGUACAGCGUCUCGGCGCAAGUCAACGACGUCUCACUCGUCAAAGUCCCACUACAGCUGCCCAGCUUCGAUCUCGACGUCCCCGCCAUAGAGAAAGCCCUCGCCUCCGACCCUAGCAUAAAGCUCGCGUACCUCUGCUCGCCUGGUAACCCUACAGGAAAGCUGUUAAAGAAGAAGCAUGUGCAGGCCAUACUCGAGACAAACUGGAACGGUGUAGUCGUCUUGGAUGAGGCAUACAUCGACUUUGCGCCAGAGGGUGCAUCGAUGGCAGAGUGGGUCACCGAAUGGCCGAACCUGGUCGUUAUGCAGACACUAUCCAAGGCCUUCGGUCUUGCUGGCAUUAGGUUGGGCGCAGCCUUUGCAGAUCCGGCGAUCGCACAGAUCCUCAACAACAUGAAGGCGCCUUACAACGUCUCGAACCCCACAUCUCAGCUUGCCCAGGCUGCGUUGAGCCCGAAGCAUCUCGGCGUCAUGACAAAAAACAAGGAUCUGAUUGUCAAGCAAAGGGAGAGGUUGAUCGAAGAAUUGCCCAAGAUCCCCGGCAUUGGGCAACUGCACGGUGGGACGGAGAGUAACUUCUUGCUAUAUCAAAUGCUGGACAAGCCGAACGGCAAAACCAGCAAUGAAGUCGCACUAGCGGUAUACGAGGGAUUGGCCGAGGAGAAGGGUGUCGUGGUCAGAUUUAGAGGGAAAGAACACGGGUGUGAAGGGUGCUUGAGAAUUACAGUCGGCACAGAGGAUGAGUGCACAAGGUUUCUGCAGGAGAUCAGAACGAUGUUGGAGGGUGUGUACAAGAAGAGUAGCCUGGGUGGGAAGGCCGAGGAGCAGACGGAGGAGGAGGCCAGUGCCGUUGUUGCAUGAGAUUUUGGUCGAAGUAUAGAAAGAAGGCAUAAAUAUGCAUGUUCCAAACAUUUCAC